GCCAAUCAGAGGGCGGCUGGCGGCCCGGGAGUUCCCUCGGGUUGCUACUGUUUAAACCCAACAUUCGGUCCCAGCGGCGCGCUUAAAGGGGAAGCGGCCCUGGUGGAUGCGGAAGAGGGGAUCCUGACGGCCGAAGCAAUGGGUGCUAGACGUGAUCCCCGGAGGAGAUCCCACCCUUGGGCCAGGCCGGGCUUCUGCCUACGGCCGCUGCUGUUUCUGGGGCUCUGCUGCUGGGAAACGCGCGGGGUGGCCACCCCUGAUCAGGUACGAUUGGAAAUGUCCCGGGGGGGUCUUUGUUUUGUCCUCCCCCCAAUCUGCUCCCCAACCUCAUAACCCCACAGAACUAGAAGGCUUAGCUGGGGCUAGUCGUUGGGCCCUCAGACCCACUGAACCCAACCGGUCCGGCCACGUAUUGUGCCUCUCUCCAUUCCCCCGGUCAGGAUCGGAUGGAAAGCUUUGGAGGCCCUAAACACUUAAAAAAAAAUAGAUUGUGGUUUGUCUCCACCCUAUAUGGAAGUAAUAAAAUAAAAUAAAAUCAGUGCUAGAAACGGGGGGGGGGGGGCGGGAAUGUGGAGUAUAAGGAAGUUCUGAUUUCCCACCCUCCUGCCAUGUUGACCUACUUCAAUGCCUUUUCUGAAAUAUCAAGUGUCUUAAUUUUUUCCAAAAGAAAUAAUUAUAUAUAUAUAUAUAUAUAUAUGGCAUGCCCCUGCUUUGCUUGAUGCCCUAAGCACAUGCUUAUUCUGCCUUUUGGGUAGUGGUGGUGGUUGUCAAAUAUUUAUUUAUCCCCUGCCUUUUCCCUGAUGGAGACUCAAGAUGACUUACAGAUAAAAUAAGAACAGCUAAAAUCAUAAAGGGGCGGUGGCAAUACUUUAAAACAAUUAAUAGAAUUAAAACUCUGUGUGUGUAUUAGUUUUCUGCGGUGGUUCCCCCUUUUGGGAAUGCUUUUUCCCAAGCAUGCCUUUAUUAUGAAAACAUUCCUGUAAAACCAGGCCUUUGGAUAAUUAAACAAUCUAUGGCCUUUUUGUUUGUUUGUUACUAUGUUCUGCAUUUCCAAGUUUUUAUGUUGUAAACGGCCCGGUGAUCCUUGAAUGUGAUCUGCUGCCUUGAGAUUCCUACGUUUGCAGGGGGUUGGAGUGAAUGACCCUUGGGGUCCCUUCCAGCUCUCCAGUUCUAUGAUUAUUAAAAACAUUCAGACAAUCAGAAUAAAAACAGCACAGUGGCAGCCCCCCCCCCCCAAUUAAUAGCAGUCAGUAAUCCAACGCUGGAUGAAUCCCUAGCCGGAAUUAAGAUUGCUAGAAGAAAUAUCAACAACCUCAGAUAUGCAGAUGACACAACCUUGAUGGCAGAAAGUGAGGAGGAAUUAAAGAACCUUUUAUUGAGGGUGAAAGAGGAGAGCACAAAAUAUGGUCUGAAGCUCAACAUCAAAAAAACGAAGAUUAUGGUCACUGGUCCCAUGACCUCCUGGCAAAUAGAAGGGGAAGAAAUGGAGGUAGUGAGAGAUUUUACUUUCUUUGGCUCCAUGAUCACUGCAGAUGGUGACAGCAGCCAUGAAAUUAAAAGACGCCUGCUUCUUGGGAGAAAAGCAAUGACAAACCUAGACAGCAUCUUAAAAAGUAGAGACAUCACCUUGCCAACAAAGGUCCGUAUAGUUAAAGCUAUGGUUUUCCCAGUAGUGAUGUAUGGAAGUGAAAGCUGGACCAUAAAGAAGGCUGAUCGCCAAAGAAUUGAUGCUUUUGAAUUAUGGUGCUGGAGGAGACUCUUGAGAGUCCCAUGGACUGCAAGAAGAUCAAACGCAUCCAUUCUUAAGGAAAUCAGCCCAGAGUGCUCACUGGAAGGACAGAUCGUGAAGCUGAGGCUCCAAUACUUUGGCCACCUCAUGAGAAGAGAAGACUCCCUGGAAAAGACCCUGAUGUUGGGAAAGAUGGAGGGCACAAGGAGAAGGGGACGACAGAGGACAAGAUGGUUGGACAGUGUUCUUGAAGCUACCAGCAUGAGUUUGACCAAACUGCGGGAGGCAGUGGAAGACAGGAGUGCCUGGUGUGCUCUGGUCCAUGGGGUCACGAAGAGUCGGACACGACUAAAUGACUAAACAACAACAACAACAAUCCAACGCUUCCCCCUGCAUAUAGCCAGUUAAGGUGAAAGCAACGGCCGAAACUGUAAUGGCAUCUCUGUGUCGCUCCAUAUUGUUGGACUUACAGCUCUAAUUGUCCCUGAUCGUGGGCCAUGCUGGUCAUAGUUUGAGUGCAGCAGUAUCCAAAGGGCCACAGAUUCCCCACCCCUGAAUCAAGACAUUUGAUGGUGCCAGAUGCUGUCUAUUUUUGUUUCCGCAUUUAUAAGCCGUGUUUCCUCCCAGGAGCUCAAAGCAGCUUACAUGGUUCUUCUCCCGCCUUCCCUCCCCCAAGUUUAUCCUCACACAACGUUCUUGCAAAGUAGGCUAGGCUGAGAGAGAGUGACUCGAUAAACACACAAGACGUAACUGGCUGUGUUCUUAGAUAAAUAAGGUAUACUAUUCCUUGUAUCCAGUCAUAAAUUUCAACAGAAGUAACUCAUAAAGUUCAACAAACGAACAAAGCAGAACACCCAAUGGAUCAGAUCAUUCUCUAGUCAGUUCAUACAUAAGGUCCAUCUGUGUAAUAGUGUCUAUUCCACCUGUCUGUUCAUAAGGUCCAAACAAUCCGCAUGAAAGGUUGUUACAGUUCCACAGAAUCCUUUCACAGAGUCUAAAGACAAGGAUUUCCGGAAUAUUGGCCUUGUUUCGCCGUCCUGGGCUUCAUCAGUAGUUAAAGCUCAUAUGUGAUAUUACAGGACAGUGAAUCUUAUGGCAUAGUAGUAGCUGUGGUCUUAUGAACUGGGUUCCACACAGUCACAAAAACAAAUUAGCCGAAAAAGCUUCAAAAACAAAAACGCAAAACAAAUUGCAAAAAGUCCAUUUGACUUCCGAAAUGUUCAAAAACCAAGGCGCAGCUUCUGAUUGGUGCAGGUGCCCCGGAAACAAUAGCCGACAGCCACAUUGGACGUUCAACUUCCGAGAAACGUUCGAAAACCAGAACACUUACUUCCUGGUUUUUUCAGCGUUUGAGAACCAAGGCGUUUGAGAACCAAGGGGAGAGUCUUGUUCUUUUAGCUCAGGUCGUGCCUUCCCUGCUCUCCCGAAUCAUGUUUGCUGUUCUACCGGUUUCCAGGGUGCACUCUUGAGUAUCUGAAAGUUUUUAAUGUCUUUUUAAUCUCUUGUUGGAAGCCGCCCAGAGUGGCAGGGGAAGCCCAGCCCGAUGGGCGGGGUAUAAGUAAUAAAUCAUUAUUAUUACAGUAGUGCCUCGCAAGACGAAAUUAAUCCGUUCCACGAGUCUCUUCGUCUUGCGGUUUUUUCGUCUUGCAAAGCGCGGCUUAGCGGCUAUUAACGGCGUAGCGGCUUUAAGAAAAAGGAAACAAACUCGCAAGACAUUUCGUCUUGCGAAGCAAGCCCAUAGGGAAAGUCAUCUUGCGUAACGACUCAAAAAACGGAAAACUCUUUCGUCUAGCGAGUUUUUCGUCUUGCGAGGCAUUCGUCUUGCGGGGCACCACUGUAUUAUUUCUGGUGCAAAGUUCUCAGGAGAAGGCAGCAGGCGGUUUCUCCCUGGUUGCACCUCUUGGCUAUGUGGCCGUUCUGCUUGCCCUCCUCCUCAAUUUGUCCACAUACCUGCCCUUCCUUCCUAUGUUUUGUGGGAGGGAAAUGUCGAGCUGACCCCAGCCUUGGCUGCACUGCUCCCCAGGUACACAGGCAGUCUUCUGAAGUGCCAAACAGAUGUCAGAGCAGUGCCACGUAGAUGUUCCCAGUUACUUCAACUUUUAAACAAGCUGUGGCUUAGCAAUGAGACUGGGAUGGGCAGAUUUCCAAAAAUUAAAACUUAAACAAACAACACACCGUCGCUGCAGACUUUGUCGUUCCUCUUCCCCUGCUUUCUCGGCAACAAAUAGGAUAUGAGCCUGCAGCAAAAUGUUGCUGUAUAUGGAGUGCUUCUCUUCAGGGUUCCACACGCAACGGCCCUGUCCGCACUAGACACUCAAACCAGUAUCAUACCACUUUAAACUGUCAUGGCUUCCCUCAAGGAAUUCUGGGAAGUGUAGUUCGUUAAGAGGGAUGCGGGUGGCGCUGUGGGUUAAACCACAGAGCCUAGGACUUGCUGAUCAGAAGGUCGGCGGUUCGAAUCCCCGCGACGGGGUGAGCUCCCGUUGCUCGGUCCCUGCUCCUGCCAACCUAGCAGUUCGAAAGCACACCAGUGCAAGGAGAUAAAUAGGUACGGCUCCGGCGAGAAGGUAAACGGUGUUUCCGUGCGCUGCUCUGGUUCACCAGAAGCGGCUUAGUCAUGCUGGCCACAUGACCCAGAAGCUGUAUGCCGGCUCCCUCAGCCACUAAAGCGAGAUGAGCGCCGCAACCCCAGAGUCAGUCACGACUGGACCUAAUGGUCAGGGGUCCCUUUACCCUUUACCUUUAUACCAUAAACCGCCCUGUGAUCCACAGAUGAAGGGGCUGCAUAUGAAUUUAGUUAAUUAAUGAAUUAGCAUAAUGCACAUCUCAGUUCCAGUGACUUUUGCAUGAGAACGGUUAACCGCGUGCCUAGCUUGGCAGCCCAGCAGAUCGUGAUCACAGACAAGAAUCUGGGCUGGAAAUCAAAUCACUCUUAUGUGCUGCUUGCCUUAUCAGGCUUCUGUCAAAGAAAGCUAUUCAGCCAAGACACAAAGUGUUGAGGAAUAACUUGUUUAUGCCAGUUAGAUUUAAUGUGGCUUAAAAAAUUGGAAUCCAUGUGUGCUAUCAUAAGGCAAUAGGCGUGGGAAUGGGGAUGAAUAACUUUUUGUAAAAAAAAAAAACAUACAGUGGUACCUUGGGUUAAGUACCGUAUUUUUUGCUCUCACUUUUUUCCCUCCUAAAAAGUAAGGGGAAGUGUGUGUGCGUCUUAUGGAGCGAAUGCAGGCUGCGCAGCUAUCCCAGAAGCCAGAACAGCAAGAGGGAUUGCUGCUUUCACUGCGCAGCGAUCCCUCUUGCUGUUCUGGCUUCUGAGAUUCAGAAUUUUUUUUUCUUGUUUUUCUUGUUUUCCUCCUCCAAAAACUAGAUGCGUCUUGUGGUCUGGUGCAUCUUAUAGAGUGAAAAAUACGGUACUUAAUUCGUUCCGGAGGUCCGUUCUUAACCUGAAACUGUUCUUAACCUGAAGCACCACUUUAGCUAAUGGGGCCUCCUGCUGCUGCCGCGCCGCCGGAGCACAAUUUCUGUUCUCAUCCUGAAGCAAAGUUCUUAACCUGAAGCACUAUUUCUGGGUUAGCGGAGUCUGUAACCUGAAGCGUAUGUAAUCUGAGGUACCACUGUAUUGGAAGGCAAAUUCUGUCCUUCGAAGAAGCAUGGAAGCCCUACUGUCUUUUCUGGGGUGGUCAAUACCUUUGUUGUAAACGUACAAAAACUUGGUCAGGAUCCAACCACAGUAAUGCAUUUUGCAGCCCCACUGAUUCCGAACAGGAAAAUAACGGGUUUAACUUGCUCAUAUCAGCAACCGCAGGAUGCACAUGUGCUGAGCCAGUUGGCUGGACGUCUCAUGGAAAUAUCUGGAGCUGUCUUAUACAAAGAGUCAGACCGUUGUUCCAUGUAACUCAGUAUUUCCUACUCGGACUGGCAGCAGCUCUCCAGGGUUUCAGGCAGGGAGUUUGAGCCUGGAUUGAACCCGAUACCUUCUGCAAACAAUCACUACCCGGAAGCCACAGCUCCUCCCACCUAAUGCUGCCCUUUCGGAUUUCUCAGAAGGGAAAUCAGAGGGCAGGCCUGCCAGAGGACAAUAUUUUCAAGGUUCAAAGGUCCAUCGGUCAAGAAGGCACGUGCUGCAGAGGGAGGCGAAGGGCAGAGGGGGCUCAUCAGCCUGGGAAAGAGAACUCUGGCCCUUGUAAUAAACAAAAAUCUGCCCUUAUGGGGAACACAAGAGCCCUUAUAGAGUCCUUUGUAGGUUCUCCAUCGGUCGGAGAAAAUAACAGAGGCCACCUGAGAAUAUAGAGAAGCAAAGCAGCUAGUAAGCCUGAUCUUUAUUGAAGCUGUUGCAACAGGGUGCUCCCCUCACAUGCAGGAAAGGAGGAGGACCCCGAAAAAAGGUGUGCCCGCCCUUAUAUAGACAUUUUAAAUUGCCCGCCCUGGAGUCCAAGACCACCCCCAGAAACAUCAUGCAUCACAGAAAGGGGUGUAGCUCAAGACCACCCUCCAGACACAUCAUGCCUACAUCACAGAAAGGGCGGUCUACAACAGAAAUCUGAGUGCCUUGUUUAUCUCCUUUCUGGCAGGUUACCUGUUAAUGGUCACUUGAUUGGAUACCCUAGGGAGCCUGGCCAGUCUUUUGUCAUGACAAAUACUUCGUUCCUGAGCCAGGUCACAGGCUCACCCUAUUCAUACACCCUAUUCAUACACAUACUCUUAAGACAGGAUUUGUGAAGGAGGAGACAAUGGGGAGGCUUUUCCAUUUUCCUUCGGCCUUGCAGAGAAAUAUUUGAGGUCAAUUUGGGAGGGAUAAAAUGGUUUCAGGACUUUUUCUGUGGGGUUUCAGACAUGUGGUUCAUAUAUGCAGUUAUGAAUAUUUAUCUUUAAAAUUUUUAUUUCACCCUAAACCUCCACUCCCCUUCACGGAUCACUGCCUUCACCUUGCCAACAAAGGUCCGUAUAGUUAAAGCCAUGGUUUUCCCAGUAGUGAUGUAUGGAAGUGAGAGCUGGACCAUAAAGAAGGCUGAUCGCCAAAGAAUUGAUGCUUUUGAAUUAUGGUGCUGGAGGAGACUCUUGAAAGUCCCAUGGACUGCAAGAAGAUCAAACCUAUCCAUUCUGAAGGAAAUCAGCCCUGAGUGCUCACUGGAAGGACAGAUCCUGAAGCUGAGGCUCCAAUACUUUGGCCACUUCAUGAGAAGAGAAGACUCCCUGGAAAAGACCCUGAUGUUGGGAAAGAUGGAGGGCACUAGGAGAAGGGGACGACAGAGGACGAGAUGGUUGGACAGUGUUCUCGAAGCUACCAGCAUGAAUUUGACCAAACUACGGGAGGCAGUGGAAGACAGGAGUGCCUGGCGUGCUCUGGUCCAGGGGGUCACGAAGAGUCGGACACGACUAAACAACAACAAAACCUCCACUGCCUUGUGGGAGAUCUUUGGGAGAAGAAAAGACUUAAGGAGUAAACCUUACACAAAUCCAGAGGGGAGUCCCUAAGACAGUUGGAUGACGCCUUAUACGCCUCCUUCCAGCAACUCCUGCAGCCAAACGUCUUGCUCUGCUUUCCUUUGGACCGCAUCAGCGAGGCCGAAAGAGGAGUCUUGUCAUCUGGGCAGCCCAGGACUUCCAUACUUGUGCCCAGGGAGGUCCCUUUGGUCCUGGGAAUGCAGUGGUUUGACUUCACCCCCGGAGGCACACUCCAUUGUCUCUUGAGACAGGUGAAUGCCCUCGCUCUCUGCUCCUCCCUUGAAAAGCAUGUCAGGGGAACAGGCUUAUCAAGAACUCUCUCCCCUGACAUUGAACUUGACAUAUUCCAGGUUCAGGCAGGGAAGAGGCCGAUUUAGUCAAAGGACAUACACAGAGAGAGACGUGGGCUCACUUGGAGCGUGACAAUCAAGGACUCAGAGCGCUUGCCUCCUAGCUUCACUGCCGAUGACUCAUCGGCACCUCUGAUCACAUGCCUGGCAGAAAACAGCAAUUGUGGGAUGGAAAAUAGCAGGGAAAUGGCACAGGAUGUGUAAGAAGGCGUGGAAAGCUUCACAUUUGCUAGCACACUGUACCCUUGGCUAAAGCAAGAAUGUGCGUUGACGUUUUAAUAAAUUUUAUUUAUACCCCGCCCUCCCCAGCCAAGACCAGGCUCAGGGUGGCUAACACCAGGUAUAAAAACAAUUGGUUAACGUACAACUUAAAAACUAGAUUAAAAUACAGUGGUACCUCGGGUUACAUACGCUUCAGGUUACAGACUCUGGUAACCCAGAAAUAGUACCUCGGGUUAAGAACUUUGAUUCAGGAUGAGAACAGAAAUCGUGCUCCAGGGGCAGCGGGAGGCUCCAUUAGCUAAAUUGGUGCUUCAGGUUAAGAACAGUUUCAGGUUAAGAAUGGACCUCCAAAACGAAUUAAGUUCUUAACCUGAGGUACCACUGUACAACAUUAAAAUGCAGCCUCAUUUCAGUAGAAACUCAAAUCAAAAACUUUUUGGGGAUGAAAACGUCAAAUCUUCAGCAAGGCCAACUAUCCAGACUGGUCCUACGUGGGCCAGAAAAAAGCCAGGAAAGUCCCCAAAUAGGAGUUCCAUCACAAGAAGGAGAAAGGAAAAAGGAAAGAGGGGGAGGGGAUCAAGUUGAUUCCAACCAAAGGCCACUCUGUCUUACAGGCCCUGCAGAAAGAAAUCAGAUCCCGCAGGGCCCUGGUCUCAUGAGGCAGAGCGUUCCACCAGGCCGGAGCCAGUGCUGAGAAGGCCCUGCUCUGGUUGAGGCUAAUCUGACUUCCUUAGGGCCCGGGACCACUAGGGUGUUGCUAUUUAUGGACCUUAAGGUCCUCUGCAGGGCAUACCGGGAGAGUUGGAAGGGACCCUGAGCAUAAUCUAGUCUAACCCCCUGCUAUGCAGGAAUAUGCAGCUGUCCCGUGUUGUCGGUUCCUGCGUGGGACGUUGGAAAAACCCGUUCUCCCUCGAAAGUCCCUUCUGCAUUUUGUCUCUCGGCAGGUGAAGCCCAUGAUCACGAUGGAGCAGCUGCUUUGGGUGAGCGGCAGUGUCAUUGGGGAGGUGAACACCUUCAGAGUCCCCCUCAUCGCGGCGACGCCACAGGGCACCCUCUUAGCCUUCUCCGAAGCCAGGAAGCACUCUGCCUACGACAGUGGGGCGAAGUUUAUAGCCCUCCGCAGGUCGCUGGACAAAGGUUUGAGGGGAGCAAGGCCUGUGGGGAGGGGGUUGGAAGAAAAGGGUGUCCACACGCCCCUGAGGAGCUGAAAGUGCUGGAGCACAAUUUCAGGGGUGGGCUCCUUAGUUCUGUGUGUGUGUUUUAAGGGAAGCCACCUGCUUUUAAUUUUUUUUUUAAUUUACUGCAUUUAUAUCCCACUUUUUUCCUCCAAAAACAGCUUAACUGGUGCUCCCCUCCUCUGUUAAUCCUUGUUGUUGUUGUUGUUGUUGUUGUUACAGUGGACCCUUGGGUUGGGCAACUUUCAGGUUGCGAACAUGACAACCCGAGAAGUGUAUACUUCCGGGUUACACCGCGCAUGCAUGUGCAAAAUAAUAAUAGUAAUAAUAAUAUUAUUAUUACUAUUAUUACUAUUACUAUUAUUCUGCGCAUGCAGAAUAAUAAUAAUAUUAAUUCUGUGCAUUAUUAUUGUUAAUAGUAAUAAUAAUAACAAUUUAUAAUUUAUACCCCACCCAUCUGGCUGGGUUUCCCCAGCCACUCUGGCCAGCUUCCAACAGAAUAUUAAAAUACAAUAACCUAUUAAACAUUAAAAGCUUCCCUAAACAGGGCUGCCUUCAGAUGUCUUCUAAAAGUCUGGUAAUUGUUUAUCUCUUUGACAUCUGGUGGGAGGGAGUUCCACAGGGCGGGUGCAACUACCGAGAAGGCCCUCUGCCUGGUUCCCUGUAACUUUGCUUCUCACAGUGAGGGAACCACCAGAAGGCCCUCAGCACUGGACCUCAGUGUCUGGGCAGAAGCGCUCUAUCGCGCUGCGCAUGUGCAGAAGCGGCGCCUCAUGUUGCGGACUUUUCAGGGUACAUAAGGACCCCCGGAAUGAAUUAAGUUCAUAUCCGGAGGGUGCACUGUAUUAUUUUAUCUAUUGAAUUAAUGUACCGCCCUAUACCUGGGGUUUUCAGGGCGGUUCACAGAAUAAAAUCAAGAUAUAAAACUACAAAAUACAUAAUAAAAAUGAAAACAACAACCCAAUAGCCCCCCCCCAAAAAAACACAUUUUAAAAGGGCAUAGGAUGUCAAUCAAAUCAACAAAAGGUUAAAAAAGAACGUUUUUGCCUGGUGGCUAAAGGUGUAUAAUGAAGGCACCAGGCGAACUUCCCUUGGGAGAGCAUUCCACAGAUGGGGAGCCACUGCAGAGAAGGCCCUGUUCUUGUGUUGCCACCCUCUGGACCUCUCAAGGAGGAGGCACAUGAAGAAGGGCCUCAGAAGAUGAUCUCAGGGUCUGGGUAGGUUCACAUGCAAAGAGGUGGUCCUUGAGGUAUUGUGGUCCUGAACCGUUUAAGGCUUUAUAGGUCAAAACCAACACUUUGAAUUGGGCCUGGAAACUAUCAGUAGGCAGUGCAGUUGGAUCAGGAUCGGUAUACCUGAAGGAGCGUCUCCACCCCCAUCGUUCUGCCCGGACACUGAGGUCCAACGCUCAGGGCCUUCUGGCGGUUCCCUCGCUGCGAGAAGUGAAGUUACAGGGAACCAGGCAGAAGACCUUCUUGGUGGUGGCACCCACCCUGUGGAACGCCCUCCCAUCAGAUGUCAAGGAGAUAAACAACUAUCUGACAUUUAGAAGACAUCCGAAGGCAGCCCUGUUUAGGGAAGCUUUUAAUGUUUAACAGACCACUGUAUUUUAAUACUUGGUUGGAAGCCGCCCAGAGUGGCUGGGGAAACCCAGCCAGAUGGGAGGGGUAUAAAUAAAUUAUUAUUAUUAUUAUUGUUAUUGUUAUUAUUUAUUUGCUCAAACCGUCUUGCUCCCUACAACAACCUCAGAGGCAGCAACUGGCUCAAGGUCACCCAGUGAACUUCAUAGCCAAGCGGGGAUUCGAACCCUGAUCUCCCAGGUCCUCAGAGUCACAGUCUAUUAACCCACCUCACAGGGUUGUUGUAGGGAUUAUUGUGGGGGGGUGAACCAUGUACUCCUUGGAGAAACAGCUGGGAUAUAAAUGCAACAAAUAAGCUCUUCUGCUUAGCUGCUUAAGAAAGACGGAGGGCCAAGGCGGAUAGAAAAAUCUCCAUGUGGUCACAAUUGGGCCCAUGCCUGUUGCAAAAUGCGCUCGGCUAAUUUCUAGCACUGCCGUGAAAGCUUAUGCCAGUGUCUGCCAACCUGGCGCAGCUCAGGGGCUUUGGACUACAACUCCCACCAGCACCCAGCCUGCACGGAAACUUCUGGAAGGCGCCAAGUUAGCGAAGGCAGGCUCACGCCUCACGCCUGCCAGAGUCUUGUGCGGCGCCUCAGGUGCGUUUCUCAUAAUAAUGCCGGCCUGUCUCUUCCAGGCGCUACCUGGACGCCCACUUCCUUCAUAGUUGACGACGGUUCCCUUCAGGAUGGCCUCAACUUGGGAGCGGUGGUGGUGGACUCUGAAAAGGACAUGGUGUUCCUGGUUUAUACGCUCUGCGCUCACUACAACAAAUGCCCCACGGCCAGCACCAUGAUCAUUCGCAGCCGCGACGACGGCGUCACCUGGAGCAUUCCCCGGAACCUCUCUGAGGACAUUGGCACAACUAUGUUUGCCCCAGGACCAGGCUAUGGCAUUCAGGUAAGCGGCCUUUAUUUAUUUUAUUUUUUUAUUCAAAAUUAUAACAAGACAUAUUAUCCAAAAACAUAUCAUCCUUGUUUCCCCCCCCCCAUUUUUCCUCCCUUCCCCCCUCCCACACAAAACCCACCCACCCCCACCCCACCCCCCGACUUCCCUCAGUUCCAGUCUUUGAUUUCUCUAAAAAUGCUGUUUUCUGCAUGUUACACAGUUGUAUAGAUCCUCAAACGGUCUAGCUGAUUAUUAUCAAUAAAAAGUUUGUGAAUGUUUAUUCAAAACCUGCCAAGGGGUCCAGUUCGCUUUGUUGCGUCUUCAGCUACUUUGUAAAGGGUUCACAUUCAUCCUUAAAGUCACAGUUAUCCUUGUCCCAUAGCUUAUAUGUCAGUUUUGACAGUUCUGCAUAGUCCAUCAAUUUUUCUUGCCAUGAUUCUUUAGCUGGGGUUUCUUUAGUCUUCCAUCCUUGUGCUACCAGAACUCUUGCGGCCGUUGUCGCAUACAUGAAUAUGUUUUUCAACUUUUUGGGCAGGUCUUUCCCUACAAUCCCCAGGUAAGCGGCCUUUAAAGCCCGAAACGGCCUCGGCCCAGUAUACCUGAAGGAGUGUCUCCACCCACAUUGUUCUGCCCAGACACUGAGGUCCAACUCUGAGGGCUUUCUGGUGGUUCCCUCUCUGUGAGAAGUGAAAUUUCAGGGAACCAGGCAGAGGGCCUUCUCGGUGGUAGCCCCUGCCCUGUGGAAUGCCCACCCUUCAGAUGUCAAGGAAAUAAACAUCUAUCUGACUUUUAGAAGGCAUCUAGGAAAGUUUUUAAGGUUUGAUGUCUCACGGUGUUUUUAUUAAAAAAAUUAAAAAGUUGUCCAGUAGCACCUUAGAGACCAAUUAAGCUUGUUCUGGGUAUAAGCUUUCGUGUGCAUGCACACUUCUUCAGAUACACAGAUACACUUCUUCAGAUGUUUUUAUAUUUUGCUGUAAGCUGUACAGAGUGGCUGGGGAAACCCAGUCAGAUGGGCAGCAAAUAAAUCAUAGUUAUUAUAAUAAUAUGAAUGACAGGUUUAUGGGUGGUGUUUUGAGGGAGGGAGGGAGAGAGAAAGGGAAAGAAAGAAAGAAAGAAAGAAAGAAAGAAAGAAAGAAAGAAAGGCAGUAGUUAGUUAACUUUUUUAAUUUUUAUUUUGGGAUUUUUACAUACAUUAUAUUAUCUCCUUCCAAUUUUUAAAUUUCCCAUACAAUUUUUCCUUCCCCUCCCCCAUAUCCAUUGGAAGGGUUCAAACAAUUAUCCUCAGCCAUGGGCAUAGCGUCUUUAGUUUCCAACGAAUGCCUUUGUUAAUUUAAUAACCAUGGUUGUGUGUCUUCCAUGAUUCCACAGGUAUGGAGUGUGCUUUAUCCAACAGUUUAAUUUAGGCUGCAAACCACAUUGAGAUUUUCCUUUUUUUAAAACAAUACACACUGGCACAGAGACAAUUUAAAUUAAAUAAAUAAAUACUAAAUGUUCAACUUCUGGAGAAUCUCAACUUUUGUUUAACAAAAGGGCAAGUUCCUAGACCUCAUUGCUGCUGGAGAUAUGCUCAACAGCCCGUGUCAAGGCUUGCUAAAAUCUUAGGAGCCUGGAGGGUGGCAGGGGUUGGGUCAGUUUGUGGCUACAUGUUGCUGCUUCCACUCAGCGCUACCGCUGGUAGCCAGGAAACAAGGCUAUAGAAACCUCAUCCAGAGGACUGAAGCAGUGUCGUGUGCAUGCAAGGAUAACGGCAGGCAAUGGGCCUAACUCCCACUUGGUCACCUCUGCCUUUCAGAAACGUUACGAGCCCAAGAAGGGGCGUUUGAUCGUUUGUGGCCACGGGACGCUUUUGCAGGACGGGGUCUCGUGCCUCCUCAGCGACGACCACGGCUUAAACUGGCGAUACGGGCGGCAGCCCUUGCAUGGGAUCCCUUAUGGCAAGGUGAAGCUGCCCAGCGACUUCAAUCCCGAUGAAUGCCAGGUGCGUGUGAUCCUAAACUUGAGGGGUUGCUACAAUCCUGCAAGCAGCAGGGACGAAACAAGCAGCGUUGUUUGGAAGCCCUGGCUGUGGUAAGCAGAAUCGUGGAAUUGUAGAGUUGGAAGGGACCCCCAGAGUCAUCUAGUCCAACCCCCUGGAAAAAGCCUUGAAUCGAUUCACAGCCACAAUAAAAGUGUGGCAACAUACCUUCUCUCAGUGUUCUCUUUCCGAAGCUAAGCAUACCCAGUUUUAGCAUCUGUUUUUAAUAUGUUAGACAGUGCAAAGGAAGCGUUCCUAAGAACCUUCCCUGGAAAUCUUUGGAUAAAGGGUGGUAUGUAAAAUGGUGUAUAAAUAAAAUAAUUAAUUAAUAAUUACUGCAAUGUGCUCUAUGUGGGGCUACCUUUGAAGGUGACCCGGAAACUACAACUUAUCCAGAAAGCGGCAGCUAGACUGGUGACUGGGAGUGGCUGCAGAGACCACAUAACACCGGUCUUGAAAGACCUGCAUUGGCUCCCAGUAUGUUUCUGAGCACAAUUGGUGUUGAUCUUUAAAGCUCUAAACGGCCUCGGUCCAGUAUACCUGAAGGAGCGUCUCCACCCCCAUCGUUCUGCCCGGACACUGAGGUCCAGCUCCGAGGGCCUUCUGGCGGUUCCCUCACUGCGAGAAGCAAAGGUCCAGGGAACCAGGCAGAGGGCCUUCUUGGUAGUGGCACCCACCCUGUGGAACACCCUCCCACCAGAUGUCAAAGAGAAAAACAACUACAGUGGUACCUCGGGUUACAGACGCUUCAGGUUACAGACUCUGCUAACCCAGAAAUAGUGCUUCAGGUUAAGAACUUUGCUUCAAGAUGAGAACAGAAAUUGUGCUCUGGCGGCACGGCGGCAGCAGGAGGCUCCAUUAUCUAAAGUGGUGCUUCAGGUUAAGAACAGUUUCAGGUUAAGAACGGACCUCUGGAAUGAAUUAAGUACUUAACCCGAGGUACCACUGUACCAGACUUUUAGAAGACAUCUGAAGGCAGCCCUGUUCAGGGAAGCUUUUAAUGUUUGAUGGACUACUGUAUUUUAAUAUUUUGUUGGAAGCUGCCCAGAGUGGCUGAGGAAACCCAGCCAGAUGGGCGGGGUAUAACUAAAUUAAUAAUAAUAAUAAUAAAUUAUUAAUAGGGGAGUGGAGCACUUGGAGCGGAACCUUCAGAAGAGAGCUAGGAAACGUUCUGUUCCCCUUCAAAAAUCUGCUCUCCUCUCACCUUCCCUCCCCAAAUUACCUCCUUGCAGCCCUACGAGCUUCCAGACGGCUCCAUGGUGAUCAACGCCAGGAACCAGAACUUUUACCACUGCAGUUGCCGCAUUGUGAUUCGCAGCUACGACGCCUGCGACACCCUCCCUCUGGAGAACGUGACGUUUGAUAACACUUUGGUGGACCCUGCUGUGGCCGCCGGAGCCCUUGUCAAAUCCGGCCUCGUCUUCUUCAGCAACCCGGCCCAUGAAAAGCGGCGUGAGUAAGGGGGAAUCUGUGUGUCACAGGGGGAGAAUGGGCUCCAUGUGGCUGGAAGAGGGGUGGCUUCCGGCAGACAACACGGCAGACUCAGUUCCUGGGCCGGGACAAAUGUUUCCAGCCUCUGCUACAAAGCUGAUGGUGCAACUAGGCCUCCCAGGUUGAGCCUCUUGGGCUUGCCAAUCAGAAGGUUGGCGGUUCGAAUCCCCGCGACAGGGUGAGCUCCAGUUGCUCUGUCCCAGCUCCUGCCAGGUGAACACGACCUUACGUUCUCUUUCUCCCCUCUGGCCUAGGGGUGAACAUGACGCUACGUUGGAGCUUCACCAACGGUUCUUCGUGGUGGAAGGAGCCCCUGCAGAUCUGGAGCGGCGCCAGCGGUUACUCCUCGAUGACGUCCCUGGACGGGGCUGCCCCGGAAGAUGCUCACAGCCUCUUCAUCAUCUAUGAGAAGGGGCGCUUCCAGUCCACCGAGAGCGUCUCCGUGGUCAAGAUCAGCAUCAACGGGGAGCUCUGACCGCACUUUCGGGCCCUCGGCCGUCCCCUCUCCCCUUGUGCCUUGUAGUCCCACUGGAAGCUCUGCGACUGCUGGGUUAGGAUAGAAGGGAAUUCGUGGGGAGAAAUCAGCAACGUUGGGUGGGAGGGCUCGGGGCAGCGAUUCGAAGGGCAUUUGGCAGAAAAAUACUCUCUACAAGCCUUCCUAGUGGGCAGUGCAGGCCCAAGCCGUUCCUUCCCCACAGUGACAUUGGGGUUGCCGUUCUACCUCAGAAACACUCCUGAUUUUAGAUGCUGCUAUUGAAUUUCUGGGCGGGUGGAGGUUGCGAAGGCGAUGGGCGGGGUUGGGGUGGGUUGGAGAGAGGAAGACUGAUUACGACGAAAAUAGACUGAUGAAGAAGCACACGGUUAAUAUACAUUGGUUUGUUUUCUUAGUGGGAUCAACCAGAAAGAGGAAAGCUGGGAAGUUUUGCGACGAAUUAAUAAAUUAAUUGAUGCACCUUUAACCUAUCGUCUCCGUCAAAUUUUAAAAAUUUAUUUCUUGUGAGAAGGAGC
Messenger RNA from Podarcis lilfordi (Lilford's wall lizard), 15932 nucleotides. The record is from the annotation of a GenBank genome assembly. NCBI's taxonomy places the organism in Eukaryota, Metazoa, Chordata, Lepidosauria, Squamata, Lacertidae.